AUGUCUUCUGCACCUGAGAUUUCUGACGCAAUGGAUUUUCAAGAGUCGCAAAUGCCGCCUGACCUCGACAAUGACAAUUUAGAGGGCGAAAAUAAUGGUAAACAAGUAAUGCACGACUAUUUCUGGGAGGGGUCUCCUGAGUACCGCCGACUCUGUGAAUUGAGAAAGAAGGGCUGGGAAAGCACUGAAGGCGAUAAACAUUUCCGGAAGCAACGAAAAACUUCAGCCAAACCAGAUCAAAACAGUCUUCGCUUCUUUUACACCAUGAUGCAGACCAGGACCAUCGGCAAGGAUAUGGACAGAGUGACCCGUGUAUUCGAUCUCACCAGCGUCCAGAAGCCAGCUCUGCUGGACAUGUGCAUGGCACCUGGAGGCUUCGUUGCCCAUGCCUUGAAAAAGACUCCUCAGCUUCAGGUCAGAGCAAUGACACUCCCAAAGGAAAGCGGCGGUCACGAGGUCAGACUCGAGGAUGAGACCGUGAAGGUGGAACUUUUGGAUGUCACCAUACUGGUAGCCGACAUGGGUAUCACUGAAGAGGAUGUUCCAUCGAAUCUUCCUGGGCCACGCGGUCUUCAUUUCACAAAAGCAUUCGCCGACGAGGAGAAGUUCGAUAUCGCUAUUUGUGGUGGUGCAGUUGUGCACACUCAUCCACGUCAAGAGUCGCACGGGCGACAUGAAUCUAUACGCCUGACGCUCACACAGCUUGCUAUCAGCCUGGACCAUCUCAAGCCUGGCGGCUCUAUGAUCAUUCUUCUCCAUAAGGUUGAGGCCUGGCGCUGCUUUCACCUCAUUCACCAGUUCAGUAGAAUCUCCGAGAUCAAGCUGUUCAAGCACCGCAAACACCACGGUAUACGAUCGGCCUUUUACUUCAUCGCCAAGAACAUUCGAGCAGACAGUACACUUGCCCAGGACAUGGUUACUGGAUGGAAGCAGUUCUACAAGGUGGCAACACUGGGCACUGAUGAUGAGUACUACAAGGCGUAUCGAGUGAAUGACGAGGAUGUCAGGAUCGCACUCGGUGAGUUUGGACAGCAGUAUCUGGAAAUGGCGAAGAAUGUUUGGAAGAUACAGGCCGAUGCUUUGGAGAAAGCACCGUUUAUUAAAAAAGAAUGA
Fusarium sp. VM40 is the source of this 1113-nucleotide messenger RNA. Lineage: Eukaryota; Fungi; Ascomycota; Sordariomycetes; Hypocreales; Nectriaceae. The record is from the annotation of a GenBank genome assembly.